AUGAAUAAGUUGUCAUUUGCAAAUAACAAUAUGUACGAUACUUAUGAUUUUGACAAUGUCAUGUUACUUCCUCGAGAAUGUAUAGUGAUGACUCGAGCAGAUUGCGACGUUUCCGCCAAGCUGGGGAAUUUUACCUUCAAGAUUCCAUUAAUGGCGUCUAAUAUGCCCUCCAUAAUGAACGAAACAAUAGCAGUUGAACUUGCGAAGAGGAAUUACUUCUACGUGAUGCACAGGUAUGGGACUAACAAUUUGGAAUUCUCACGUAAAAUGCGAAGUUUGGGUCUCUUUGUCUCAAUUUCUGUUGGUGUUAAGGAGGAGUCUUACGACGUGGUUACCGAACUGAAGGAAAACAAUGAAGUCCCUGAUUUUAUCACCAUUGACAUUUCCCAUGGCCACAACCAGAGGGUUAAGGGUAUGAUUGACCACAUACGUUCUUGUUUUGGCAACAAAACGUUUAUCAUUGCCGGGAACGUUACAACCCCUGAGGGUAUUAGGGAUAUGGAAAGCUGGGGAGCGAACGCCAUUAAGGUAGGCCUGGGUCCUGGCCAUGCUUGCACAACCUCUCCCAGGACCGGGUUCGGGUCCAGGGGUUGGCAACUUUCUGCUGUGGCUCGAUGUGCCAAAGUGGCUACUAAGGCUGUAAUUAUCUGCGAUGGAGGUGCGUCAAAUUCAGGCGACAUUGCUAAGGCCAUCAACAUGGGAGCCGACUGGAUAAUGUCCGGAUUCCUUUUCUCAGGCACCUUGGAAAGCCCUGGCGAAAUCGUCGUUAGGGACGGAGUAAGAUGCAAGUCUUACUACGGCAGUUCAAGUUUAGUUGCUAAGAAGGUAAACCACAGAAUUGAGGGCACGGAGAUUUUCGUUCCUUGCGAAAUUUCACUCUUCGAUAGACUCAGGGAAAUCGAGGAGGACUUGCAAUCCUCAGUUUCAUUUGCAGGCGGCAACAAACUCACUGAUAUAAGAAAUGCUGAGCAUGUUUUCAUAAACUGUCAAUAA
Molecule: messenger RNA, 993 nt
Organism: Theileria annulata
Lineage: Eukaryota; Apicomplexa; Aconoidasida; Piroplasmida; Theileriidae
Product: gmp reductase, putative
Exons: 1
Coding region: 1-993 (330 amino acids)
Biological process (GO): purine nucleotide metabolic process
Cellular component (GO): GMP reductase complex; cytosol
Molecular function (GO): GMP reductase activity
Source: RefSeq, a predicted model, not a curated record